Trametes versicolor FP-101664 SS1 is the source of this 1774-nucleotide messenger RNA. Its product is annotated as methionine--tRNA ligase MSM1. Gene Ontology annotation, biological process: methionyl-tRNA aminoacylation. The record is from RefSeq and is a predicted model, not a curated record. The coding region runs from base 1 to 1662 and encodes 553 amino acids. Lineage: Eukaryota; Fungi; Basidiomycota; Agaricomycetes; Polyporales; Polyporaceae. The transcript has 7 exons. Gene Ontology annotation, molecular function: ATP binding; methionine-tRNA ligase activity.
AUGUCGAUGAGGACGCUUGCCUCCAUCCGCUCCGUCUCAAAACACGCACAUGCUCUGAAGGUAAAACACCGGAGGUACUCCGAUAAUGCAGGCGUGAAGCCGUACUACGUUACGACCCCCAUAUUCUACCCUAAUGCUGCACCACAUAUUGGACACCUGCACUCCUUGGUCGUCGCAGACAUCUUCGCGCGUCAUGCCAAACUCGUAGAUCCUGGGCGGCCGGUUCGCUUCGUAACCGGUACAGACGAGCAUGGAUUAAAAUUACAGAACGCUGCAAAGGCGAAGGGAAUGGAGCCACUAGCAUUCUGUGAUCAGCUGAGCGAACACUUUCGCAACCUCACCCAGAAAGCAAACGCAACGAAUACCCGCUUCCUCCGAACAACUGAACGCCAACAUGCUGAGGCCGUCUCGCAUCUAUGGAACGAACUGGAAGCUCGUGGGCUGAUCUACAAAGGCCAGCACGCGGGUUGGUACUCCGUCUCGGACGAAACCUUCUACCCGCCUGGUCAGGUUGAGGCACGAAAUCAAGAUGGCGAGGAGUACUAUAUCUCCACCACCUCGGGAUCCCGGGUCGAAUGGCAGGAAGAGGAGAACUACAAGUUCCGCCUCUCUGCCUUCCAGUCUGCGCUCAUCGAGCACUAUACUGCACAUCCCGGGGCAGUCCAGCCGCCACAGUUUCAUGCUGAUGUGAUAAAAGCGCUGCAGGAACCACUCGAGGACCUGUCAAUUUCGCGCCUGCGAUCACGACUGUCCUGGGGCAUUCCUGUGCCCAACGAUCCGAAACACACGAUAUACGUGUGGAUCGACGCACUCACGUGCUACCUCUCCGCCGUGGAAUACCCCUGGAGCGCGACUGGUGGGAAAGGAUACAGCGUAGGCUGGCCACCAGAUUUGCAAGUCAUUGGCAAAGACAUACUCCGUUUCCACGCCAUCUAUUUCCCUGCGAUGCUCAAAGCGCUCAACCUGCCGCUUUCACGCACGCUCCUCACACAUUCUCACUGGACAGUCGAACGCACGAAGAUGUCCAAAUCUCUCGGCAAUGUUGCAGACCCCAUCAAGGCAAUCGACGAGAUCGGCCUCGACAUCGUGCGGUUCUACCUCGCGCGCGUCGGGGGCCGCUUUAAGGACGACGUGGACUGGUCCGAAGAGCAGCUUCACAAGCAUAGCAGGGAGAUUACCUCCCUUCUCGGCAACUUGUACAUGCGAGCGGCCUCCGCCAAGAUCACGAAGCGUGUCUCCGGCAUCCCCAAGCCCACAGUGACCGCGAUAUCCGAGUCCACGGCGUUCACGCCUCUCAUUGCAGCCCUCAAAGGGCUCGCGCCGACGUACGAGGCGAACAUGCGCAGCUUCCAGCUCGCAGACGCGGUCGAUACGGUCAUUCUGGCUCUUCAGGAGGCGAAUCUCCUCAUGACGCAGGCCGCGCCGUGGUCGCCAGAGACGUCCCCGGCGGUCGCAGCAGACGUACAGGCGCUCAUGUUCGAGGCCCUCCGUAUAUGCGGCAUCCUCCUGCGGCCGAUUAUGCCUGGCAAGGCGGACUUCCUCCUCGAUUCACUCGAUGUGCCCCCUGCCGAGCGCACGCUUGCAGAUGCGGAUUUCGGAAAGCGUAGCGUCGGGUCAGUGCGCUCAGGGGUGCGUCUGUUCGACGUGGAGAGAAAGCCGUAGAAGGGUGCCGGGCGGUAAGUGUAAUUACAUCUGGCGACUUGCCGUGCGUCCUUGGGCAUGUUAGCACAGUAUCCCCAUAGGGCUGCGUGCAUGAAUUCACACCAUUCAGACU